Astyanax mexicanus (Mexican tetra) is the source of this 7352-nucleotide messenger RNA. RefSeq names its product solute carrier family 25 member 23a (gene slc25a23a). NCBI's taxonomy places the organism in Eukaryota, Metazoa, Chordata, Actinopteri, Characiformes, Acestrorhamphidae. The transcript is spliced from 11 exons. Gene Ontology annotation, molecular function: calcium ion binding; ATP transmembrane transporter activity. The record is from RefSeq and is a predicted model, not a curated record. Gene Ontology annotation, biological process: transmembrane transport. Bases 674 to 2131 code for a protein of 485 amino acids.
CUCGGAGGACGCGCGGAAAACACGAGUAAACACACGCCGGCUGGAGUCUCUCUCUGCUGGGGGUUCAGAGGCGAGCUUCCCCCCACCUCUCGCCCACCUCCAGCCCCCUAUCCUCGGGCACUGCGGCGGUGAAACACGAGCUAGUUCGCUGGAAGAGCUGGAGACCGGCAGCGGAACGGCAGAACCCACGCGAACUCGUCUCUUUUUCCUUUUUUAAGGCUUUUGAGUCAUAUCUCUUUCUGUUUUUAUUGCAGCAGAGCUGCAGGAUAAAGCCCGGGACUAAAAAUUAAGUUUCAGUCAUAUUUGUAAUCGUAAAACCGCGUUUAACUCGAGAUAAUAAUUCAACAGCUUCCUGGUUCCUCAGCCUGCAGAAACAAACAACACUGCCAGCAGUGACGCGCUGGUGGAGCGCGCGAGCGAGCCUGUGGAACGUUCGCACGAGAGUAGACCGUUUUUGAAAAUUAAAAAUUUGAAAAAAAUCAAAAACUGGGGACCGUUAAAAUCCGUUAAACUCGUUAAAAUCAGUUGGAUUUCUCUCUUCCUGGUGAAUGGAGGUCCGUAUGGGAUUUAAAGCGAUGGUUUUUCGAUAUUAAACGGUAAAAGUAGCCACCAGGAGGUGGAAAAGGUGGAGGAGAGGGAGCAGCGGCGGCGUCUCCUGCACCCUAGCCUGCCUAUGGGUCAACCGGGCUCCAGCUGGAGCUGGAAUUGGACCCGGGCCUGCUGCCAGGAAGCCGAUGUGGACCCCGAGCGGGAAAGACUGUGGGCCGAGCUCUUCGACGAGCUGGACCUCAACAAGGACGGGCGAAUCGACAUUAACGAGCUGAAGAUCGGGCUGGCAGCGCGGGGACUACUCCCCCAGACCUCGGUUGAGGAGCAGAUUGUACGGGCGGGAGACACUAAUCAGGAUGGGCAGCUGGAUUUCGAGGAGUUCACUCAGUACCUGCGGUCACACGAGAAGCGUCUCCGGCUCAUGUUCAGCAGUCUGGACCGGAACAAUGACGGUCAGAUCGAUGUCGGGGAGAUUCAGCUCUCUUUACAGAGUGUGGGGGUGGAUGUUACAUAUGAGGAAGCUUCCAAAAUCCUGCAAAGUAUGGAUAAGGAUGGCACUAUGACCAUAGACUGGGUGGAGUGGCGGGACUAUUUCCUGUUUAACCCUCUCCACAGUAUAGAAGAUAUCGCUCACUACUGGAAACACUCUCUGAUCUUGGAUAUUGGGGAGCACCUGACGGUUCCUGACGAGUUCUCGGAGAAGGAGAGGAAGUCAGGGUUUGUGUGGAGGCAGCUGAUGGCCGGAGCCAUGGCCGGAUCCGUGUCCAGAACCGGCACGGCUCCAUUGGACCGACUCAAGGUCUUCCUGCAGGUUCACGGUCAGAGCUCAGAUAAAGGCAGCGUAUGGAAAGGUUUGAAGGCGAUGGUGAAGGAGGGCGGGAUCAGAGCUCUUUGGAGAGGAAAUGGAAUCAACGUUCUGAAAAUCGCCCCGGAAACCGCCAUCAAGUUCCUCGCUUAUGAACAGAUUAAGAGGAUGAUGAAUGGCAGUAAAGAUGGAGGGAGUCUGAAAGUGCAGGAGAGGUUCAUCGCUGGAUCACUAGCAGGAGCCACUGCACAGACUAUUAUAUAUCCUAUGGAGGUGCUGAAGACUCGUCUGACCCUGCGUAAGACCGGUCAGUAUUCAAGUGUGGUGGACUGCGCUCGGCAGAUCCUGCAGAAGGAGGGCGUGCUGGCGUUUUAUAAGGGCUACAUCCCCAACAUACUGGGCAUCAUCCCCUACGCUGGCAUCGACCUGGCUGUAUACGAGACUCUGAAGAACACCUGGUUGCAGAGACACAGGUGUGAUUCGGCUGAUCCAGGUGUGUUGGUGCUGGUGGGCUGUGGAACUGUGUCGAGCACCUGCGGCCAGCUGGCAUCGUACCCGCUCGCCCUCAUCCGCACACGCAUGCAGGCCCAGGCCUCAGUGAAGGGUGGUCCUCAGCUCUCCAUGCUGUCUCUGUUCCGCAGUAUUGUGGCUCAGGAGGGCGUGGUGGGACUUUACCGCGGUAUCGCCCCAAACUUCCUGAAGGUCAUCCCUGCGGUCAGCAUCUCCUACGUGGUGUAUGAACACAUGAGGAAAGUACUGGGGGUGGGAGCCAGAUAGAAAGAGACUGUAGCAAAAACUUAAGAAACUUCAGAAAACUGUUAUUGGAGCCAAAAUUUCACUUCUUACAUUAAUAGAUGGACUGAAGAUGGGCUGACAUGAUACAGAUCAAAGGGCUUUUCACAUGGCGAGAGGCAAAGACAUCCUUACACUCCUAUAAUGACAAUCAAACCUAUACAGUUGGCUCUCUUUCUGAAUUUGCCUAGGGUUAUAAAUAGGGGUGGGCGAUAUGGCCCUAAAAUAAUAUCACGAUAUUUCAUGGUAUUUUCUCGAUAACGAUACUCCUGGGGAUAUGACAAAACACUGAAUUUAAAAAAAUAUUUUAAGAAUACACUACUGCAACAAAAUAAAAAUUAAAUGAUAUUAUUGCAUACGAUAUGAUAUUACACACUUCUAACUGAGAUAUUAAAAAAUACAAGAAUUUGAUCAGAUUUGUAACAGAAGUCAAUAAUCCAAAAUGUCUUGACAUUAAUAAUAAUGCACUCCAAAUAUCUCCAUAUAUCCAGGAUAAAAGUAUAAUAAAUGAUACUGGACAGAUAUAAUCUGUCUGUAGUAGAUAUAUAAUGGGAAAUGACAACAGUGUGAAUUUUUCUUUUGCUAAAAACAUAUAUAUAAAAACAUAUAUAUUUUAGGGUAUAAUAUUCGUUCAGUAUAUUCAAGCUGAGCACAAAGGGCAGAACACUAUAGGCUUCCAAUAUAGGGUUACAGUUAUAUUGUAUCAUAUUGACCAAAAUUAAGAAAUAUAGAUCAUUAUAUAAUGUUUGGCCAUAUCAUCUAUCCCUAGACUGUCACUUUAAAUGAAGAUUUAAUGUUUUUAAUAGAGUUUUCUAAUAUACUAGGAGGUGAUUUGUCUCAUGUCGUGUGAAAAGUCCAUAUUAAAUGAUUAAAAUCAUUGCUUUCCAGUGAAAAACAAGUAUCUCUCAUUUUUGUGGAUUUUUAUUUUACUACAUAAUUUGAACACACAAACUGUUCCUUUGAACUGUGUUAAAAUUUCUUGACUCUUUUUACAUUGACUUCCAUUGAAAGUUUAGAAGAUUUUAUCUCUCACCUUUAAAGUUGCUGUUUUGGAGAUGCAUGAUUUUCAUUGGACAGCGAUGAAAUUGUGCUUUGAAAGAUCUGGAUUAAAUGUGAACGGACCAAACGCAACAGUAAAGUACCGAAGGACACAGUUGUUUGUUCCCACUGUCCAAAUGGACCAAAGAAAGGACCAAGAGUAUGUCCAUUAAGUUUCAGUUAAGAGGGCUAAAGCAGUCAUGUGAACAACAGAUCAAUAGGUCAUCAAUAUAGGUGAAUAGCUUGUUUAUAUAUUAAAUAUGCAAUCUGGGACGGUGCUUUUUAAACUUGCCGAGGCGGCUGCCAUCGUUUUCACAUUGAACGGUUUAUAUUAGUUAAUUGUACAGUUUUAUUGUUUUAUUGUUUAUUUUGAUUGUUUACUUGUUUGCUUAUUUGUCUUGUUGGUCAACAGGGUCCUGAUAUUCAGGCUCACAGACCAUUCUCAUCAGGAGGUGAAAUGACGUGUGUGUUAAACCUGAGAAAAGUGUGUGUGUGUGUGUGUGUGUUACGCAUAUGAGUGAGCAUGAGGUAUAUUUUAAUGUGUGUGUGUGUGUGGGUAACCCUGUACAUGCACUGCAUACAGCACCAGUCAAACGUUUGGACUUUUAAUGAAUGUACAUUGUUUUUUUUUUUAUUAAUAUUUUCAUGCAUUUAUGUCUGGAAAAAACAAUUCAUAACACAUCAAUGCAAGUAGUAAUAGACCCAGAACUCAUUUAUACUAGAUAAAAACCCGAUCACUCAAACCACUUUAGGAGGUGGUCUCAGAUGCACUCAAAACAGAUUCAAAUGCCAUCAUUCAAAUUGUUCACUUUAAGAGGUGGUUUGAGACACACAUUUAAAACAGAUACAAAUCCAGUCACUCAAACCACUUCAGGAGAUGGUCUGAGACGAAUUAUAGCAGAUAUGUACAAAUCCUAUUACUCAAACCACUUCAGGAGAUGGUCUGAGACUAAUUUAAAGCAGAUAUGUACAAAUCCCAUUACUCAAACCACUAUAGAAGGUGGUCUGAGACACACGUUUACAACAGAUACAAAUCCAAUCGCUCAAAUCAAUUCAGGGGGUGGUCUGAGACACAUAUUUAAAACAGAUACAAAUCCAAUAACUUAAACCACUUCAAAAGGUGGUUUGAGACACACAUUUAAAACAGAUACAGAUCCGUUUACUCAAACCACUUCAGGAGAUGGUCUGAGACGGAUUUAAAGCAGAUAUGUACAAAUCUGAUCACUCAAAUCAUUUCAGAAGAUGAUCUGAGACACAUUUAAACUACAUGUUAAAGCAGUGUAAACACAUCUGUCCAUUACAACCAAAACACCAGUAAUAAUUGAAUGACUGAUUCAAUAUGACUGAUAAAUGUUCCACUGACCAAAAUACCACCCUGUUACAAAAGCCUCACAUAUUAGCAAUACUUUAACUUUAUUUAAUUAACUCUCAUGAGUCAGUAUGUCCAAACAUUUGACUGGUAGUUUGUUUAAGAGAAUGAAAUGUAUUUUCUUAAGGAUUAAUGGAGUGGAGUAAUGAGAAUGAGGUAUGGGGAAUGUCAGGAAAGUGCCUGUUAUAGAGAACACACUGUGUAGUCGGGCUGGACUGAGAAUCUCUUGCCUACUGAAAGCUUGAUUAAACAGUGGUGUGGAACAGUGGUGUGGAACGCCCCCUGGUGUUCCCUGUGUUCCAGAAUCAGCCUGAGAUACAAGAGGUAUUUCUCCAGUUCUGGAAAAGAACGCUUAUCUAGUCAGGGCAGACCUGGAACGUUCUAAAAAAGGUGAUGUUCUGCAGCUCUAUGGUUCCAAAUACUGAAGAAGCUCAUCCGCACAAGAUAAAGACAUGUUCUUAACCUGUAUAAUCCUUUUUUCCUCUCUUUUUUUUUCUCUUUUGUUUGGAGUUUGAAGACAAUGGACGAUUUUUUGUACAAAGCAAGCUUCCUCAAAUAAGCAAAAAUCAAUUCCAAAACAACAGAAAACCUGCUGACUCUGAAAAACUACAGUGGACAAAAGUAUUGGGACACCUACUUUUUCUCACAAAUUCAAUCUUUUGAUGGAGUAACUGUCUCUACUGAACGAAUCUUUCUGAAACACCUCACAUGCUGCACACUAAUACCUGUAUAAACGUCUCCUUCACCAACAACAAAAAACUCAUAUUAGAGAGACGAGAGACUCGUAGCUUUAUAAAGGGAAAUGGAUGAGUUAGCAGCUCAUAUGUGGAGCAUCUAUUGCUGGAGUGGAGAGUAAACAGCUGCUCUGAAGUUCAUGCUCCGGUCCAGGAGGUGAAAAAAGGACAGGUGGUUUGCUUUUGCUGUUUUUGCAGCUAUAGCUGCACAGCUGCACCAAGAGAUGCAGUGUGGGUACGAGAGAGAAGCAUGUAGUGCUAAUGCUAAUGCGUAAAAGUGUAAAAAAUAUGCAUGAAUUCAGAUUUGACUGUUCACAUUCAUGUCGCAUGUCCGUGGAUCAGAUACUUAUCCAAUUUAGGACCGAAAGAAAGAUUGGAAAAAUCGGAUUUGGCACGUUCACACAACUAUGAAAACAUUGUAUCUGAGCCACAUUGAGCAAAAAAUCAGAUUUGAGGCACUUCAGCCUGGUAAUGUGAAUGUAGCCUCUAAUUCCAACAAAUAUUUAAAAAAUUUAAUUAAAGUCUUUGGCCUAGACAAAAUUAACAGCCCAUGCAAAAAACAGAAAUAAAUAAUACAUAUCAAAGAGAAAAAAUAAGAUUUAUUAGAUAAUUUCACUUGCUAAGAUUUAGUUUUACCUUAAUUGAAGUGUAUAACAUCUGUACCCUCUUAGAUCCUGCCAUAUAUGGAAGUCAUGGGGCGGAACCAACCACUUGGGCAACAGGGUGGGGCCAACAGGCGAUAAUGAGGGAAGAGACAAUAUGUCAGUAUUUGAGAGCAGCAACACAGAUAUUAAAAUAGAGGUUGAGGUAAAUGUUACAGAGCAUUAGAGUCUCCUAGUAGAACUUUAUCUGAAGCUUUUUUUUCUUUUUCAUUAGGCAUGGCGCCAAUUGGUUCAUGUUAAGUUAACCAGACAAGCACAUCUGUGUCAACAGCAAAGCAUGUAAAAGCAUGUAACUAAAUUUAAGCAGUUGAAUGCAUUAAUUAGAAGAGGGGGUGUCCAACAACUUUUGUCCACAUAUUUUGCCUGAAUGUUUCCGUAUUCAUGUUGAACUGAUGUGGAAUUCAGCAGCUGUGCUUCAGAAUCAGCAGGUUUUGUGUUGUUUUGAGGGAGUUCAGGGAAACUGCGGGUCAGGGCAGGUCUGAGAGGGCAGAGGUUAGGUAGUGAGGAGGCGCUGGAGUAUCUCAGUAAGGUAUUAGCCAGACAUUAGACCUGUUCGUCCAAUAGGAGAAGAGGUAAGAACAAUCAAUCGUAUUGGUCAGUCUUAGCUUUCAGUUUUAGCUUGGACUGUCCACUUUAGUAAAAAAAAUGAAAGUUUUUAUAUUAGAUGCUCUCUAGCUUUCACUGGAGUCUCAGUGUGCAUGACCUCCUGACCUUAACGGUUGCAUUUUAACUUAACUAAAGAAUCAGAUGCAUGCAAAUAAAUGUGUGUGUGUGUGUGCAAACCAAACAGUAACAAGCGCAAUGACCAAUAGAACACUACUGUUUUAACUGCACUCUGAAAAAAUGAAGGUGCUACAAAGGGUUCUUUGCGAGUGAUGAAAUAAAAAUAACCUAUUUUUUUAUUUUAUUUUAACUAGCAAUGCAAUGGAUGCACAUAAUCUGAAAGUAUUAUUUAAAGAACCCUUCUUACCACCUUUAUUUUUAUAAGUGUAGAUUAUUUGGACUGAAUGGAAUUUAGUAUCAUCACUGAAGAAGAAUCUGAGAAUAUUUACAUCCACUUUUUGCUGUUUGCUUGUUUUUUUAUUAUUUUAUGCUCUUUAAAAACUGCCUCAAUAUCCAGAGGAAGAAUGUGGUAGUUUCAGGCAACACUGGGAACAAAUAGAGAUACAAAGUUUUUAUUGCUUUAUUCAGAUAAAAAUUAUUUUAUUGCAUUACUGUUAUUUUAUUGAUUGAAUUUCUGUUUGUUUUAGUGAAGAAAAAGACUGUUUGUACUUUUAUGAAUAUAUAACAAACAUUUUUUGACUUUUUGCCUGAAAGAAAACUUUUUUUGUGGUUGAAUGCAUGCUAAAAAAGGUUGUAUGUGAAUAUAAAUGAUAAAUUAUUAAAUUAUAAUCAUGACUUAA